AUGGAGUAUCUAGAGGCGAAAUCGCACGAUGGCAGUCCGGAGUCUAUCCAUGUCCUCACUCUCAACUGCUGGGGUCUCAAAUAUCUGAGCAAGUACCGGAGCGAGCGCCUUUCCGAAAUAGGCAAGCGGCUGGCCGGCUUUGCACCUCGACUCGAUAUAGUCGGGCUACAAGAAUGCUGGACCUACGCGGACUAUCUUUCAAUCCGCGAGUCGACGAGUCAUGUCCUGCCGUAUGCGAAGUUCUACCAUUCUGGCAUAUUUGGCGGCGGAUUGGCCGUCUUCAGUCGCUGGCCUAUCGAGGACUCCUCCAUGUGUCGUUAUCCGCUCAACGGACGGCCAACUGCGUUCUUCCGAGGCGACUGGUUUGUGGGCAAGGGCGUUGCAUGUGCGAAGAUCAGAUUACCAGACCGCCAAGUGAUUGAGGUUUUCAAUACCCACCUGCAUGCCCCCUACGAGAGUGAGCCCAACGACAGCUACAUCUGUCACCGAACCGCCCAAGCCUGGGAGAUAGCAAAGCUCAUGCGAGAUGCAACAGAACGUGGGAGCCUAGUGCUUGGACUUGGGGAUUUCAAUAUGGUUCCUCUUAGUUUUGCUCAUGUUCUCAUCGAGAGCAGAGGUGGUGUUAGAGAUGUCUGGCGAACAGUCAAGCCGGACAGCAGUAUCGGUGCCAGCAUUGAUGCCGCUGAGAAAGACCGAAGGCAUAGGAUGGAUGAGAAAGCAACUCCGACCGUCGAGGAGAGCCUUGAGCAUCAUGGGCACACCUGCGACUCUGCUCUGAAUACAUGGCGUUGGAACGAGGCACACCGGAAAGCUCUCGACAAAGGGCGGGAUCGCACGAUAGAGCCGGAUCAGCCCGAUCCCAGAGCUAAGCGAUUGGACUACAUUUUCUUCAGUGGCUUUGAAGCAGGAUGGACGGUUGAAGACGUCUCUGUCGCAUUGACCGAGAGACAUCCCAGCAUUCGGUGCUCUCUCAGCGACCAUUUCGCCGUCAGGACGCUGGUCAAGCGGUCAAGCAGUCCGCCUGAGAGUACUAAGACGGUCGAGGUUCGCGGCCCAUUGCAAAAUCCCGAUGAGCGCAGCCCUAGCAAGGACAUCGUCGACCUCGAUGCUACGAAUCUCGAGCAUGCCAUUUCCAAAGUGCCGUCCAAGUUCAACAUCGAGUCCUCCUUCUACGAGCAGAUCCUAGCCAUGAUUGACAAAUACGCCCUGCGUGAACGGAAGCAGCGACGAUACAGGCUUUUGCAUUUCGUGGGCGCAGCAAUCGUCUCCAUCGGGUGCUUUAUAGCUAUCUGGUGGUCACCGCGAAACUACGUGUCGUUCCUGUUGCUCAUUCUCAGCACAUUUGGCAUCAUGGCUGGGACGGUGGAUGGGCUGAUAGGUGGGCUCUUCGUUGGCUCAGAAUUGCGCGCUCUAGCAGAGUUUGAAUGGGAAGUGCGCAAUGCCUGGCAGCUCGCUGGUGGGCCACGGCAGCACGACAGAGCCCUGAAGGACUGGUACGAUUGA
Cyphellophora europaea CBS 101466 is the source of this 1503-nucleotide messenger RNA. RefSeq lists its product as uncharacterized. Gene Ontology annotation, molecular function: sphingomyelin phosphodiesterase activity. The record is from RefSeq and is a predicted model, not a curated record. Lineage: Eukaryota; Fungi; Ascomycota; Eurotiomycetes; Chaetothyriales; Cyphellophoraceae. The transcript has a single exon. Bases 1 to 1503 code for a protein of 500 amino acids. Gene Ontology annotation, cellular component: cytoplasm.